This is a messenger RNA of Cucumis melo (muskmelon), 2883 nucleotides long. Its product is annotated as phosphatidylinositol 4-kinase gamma 7. The transcript is spliced from 2 exons. The record is from RefSeq and is a predicted model, not a curated record. NCBI's taxonomy places the organism in Eukaryota, Viridiplantae, Streptophyta, Magnoliopsida, Cucurbitales, Cucurbitaceae. Bases 616 to 2553 code for a protein of 645 amino acids.
AAGCACUUUCAGACAGAGAGCGAGAGAGAGAGAGAGAGAGAGAGAGAGAAUUUCUGAUUCUAAGUUUCUAACUAGAGUUUGUGGAUUUAACCCUAGCUUUUGCCGCGUUAGGUUAAAGAGACGACCUUGAAGGAGCAGAAGAAGAAGAAGAAGAUACAGUACUUAGCUUCAUUACACUACUUAAACGGAGAACGAAGAAUUGGGAAGGUUCUGUUUCCGUUGUGAACGAGGAAUUUUUCCACCAUUUUUGAGGACUGGGCCUUCUUAUUUCUUCUUGGACUCUCUUUGAUUGAAUCAGACGCAUUCAUUUCCCUGUGUUUCUCUCAGAUCUCUACUUUCAAUUGGGUUCUGCAUAUCCCGUUCAAUGGGUGAGUGGGUAUAACAUAAAGUCUUCGGCCUCUGUUGCUGGUUUCUUGCGGGCAUUCCUUCGCUGAGAAUCUUUAGUGGAAUUUCCUUAUUGUAUCGAGCAAUUAAUGAUUUUUCGGGUACAAGAAUUUGUUGUAGCACAUUCAGCAUCGGCUAUAGAGUUGGGCACUUUUCUGGGGGAGAAGGAUCUCUCUUCCAUUGCCUCCUCUUUUGCCUGCUGCCGACACUGUCUGUGCUCAUUUGUAAUUAAUGCAUCGUAAAUUAGAUAGCCCUGUCCAGACUCAGAUGGCAGUGGCAGCAGCUUUUAAGAGUCCACUCAGUGGAGAGUAUGGCGGGAGCAAGAGGAUGGAAGGAAAACAGCCUACAGGGAGGAGAAGAGUCUUUGUGCAAACCGACACCGGUUGUGUCCUUGGGAUGGAAUUGGAUCGGAGUGACAAUGCUCAUACUGUGAAGAGGAGGUUACAGAUUGCGCUUAACGUACCAACUGAUGAGAGCUCUUUGACAUUUGGAGAUAUGGUGCUCAAGAACGACCUCAGUGCUGUACGUAAUGAUUCUCCCCUUCUUCUUACACGUAACAUUCUGCACAGAAGCUCGUCGACUCCUUGUCUGUCACCAACUGGAAGGGAUAUUCAACAAAGAGAUCAAAGUGGCCCUAUUGAGAUAUUGGGGCAUUCUAAUCGCUUUGUCAGGACAAAACAACUGGUUGGUGAGAUUAUAAAAGCUAUUAAAAUUGGCGUUGAUCCUAUUCCUGUUCAUAGUGGACUCGGUGGUGCAUACUAUUUCAGAAAUAACAGAGGUGAGAGCGUUGCGAUUGUGAAGCCUACGGAUGAAGAACCUUUUGCACCAAACAACCCGAAAGGGUUUGUUGGUAAAGCUCUUGGUCAACCUGGGUUAAAACGAUCUGUGCGUGUUGGGGAGACUGGAUUUCGUGAGGUUGCAGCUUAUCUUCUUGAUUAUGAUCACUUUGCUAACGUGCCUCCCACUGCCUUGGUGAAGAUUACCCACUCGAUCUUCAAUGUCAAUGAUGGAGUAAAUGGUAACAUACCUCCAAGUAAGAAGAAGCUGGUUAGCAAGAUUGCGUCAUUUCAAGAAUUCAUACCGCAUGAUUUUGAUGCCAGUGAUCACGGAACUUCCAGCUUCCCAGUAGUGGCUGUGCAUCGUAUAGGCAUUCUAGACAUUAGAGUUUUUAACACAGAUAGGCAUGCUGGAAAUCUUUUAGUUAGGAAACUUGAUGGCGUUGGGAGGUUUGGUCAAGUGGAGCUCAUUCCUAUUGAUCAUGGACUCUGCCUUCCCGAAACACUAGAGGACCCAUAUUUUGAGUGGAUUCAUUGGCCGCAGGCAUCAAUUCCGUUUUCAGAGGAUGAGCUCAAGUAUAUCAAAGAUCUCAAUCCAUUUAAAGACAGUGAGAUGCUGAGGAUGGAACUCCCCAUGAUUCGUGAGGCUUGUCUCAGGGUUUUGGUUCUCUGCACUAUCUUCCUGAAGGAAGCUGCAGCCUUUGGUCUUUGUCUUGCUGAGAUCGGCGAGAUGAUGACUCGAGAGUUUCGUAGCGGAGAGGAGGAUCCCAGUGAACUGGAACUUAUAUGCAUGGAGGCUAGGCAGCUAAUUGAAGAGAAGGAGGUCUAUUCCCCUCGGGCUGAUUUAGGCGAUGAAGAAUUUCAGUUUGAUAUUGACUGCGAUGUAGACGAAUCGGAUUUUAGCGAAGGGAUAGAAGCAGAUGACUUUUACCCAACAACACCAUAUCACUUCAGUGUCGGUAGUGGUAUACAUGGACGUUUUCCUCUUCGUAAACUGGAGGAAAGCAUCGAGGAAGAAAAUGACGAGGAAGAUGAACGAGCAGGGGGCUUCACCAAUCCGUUUUCUUCCGAAAGGAUUCCAACUAUUUCAAAGCUUUCCAUGUCACUGAAGAAUACCAGUCUAGGUGAGAAGAAUAAGAAACAUAGCAAAUACUUUGGAACAAGACCUGACAAUGGAUACAUGAUGACCAAUACAUCAUCUGGACACCGAAGUGCCAAUGAACAGCUUCCAGCUAGUGUAACAUUUGUGAAGCUAGCUGAUAUGAAUGAGGAUUCAUGGUCAUUGUUCUUAGACAAGUUUCAAGAGUUACUUCACCCAGCAUUCGCCAAACGAAAAUCUGCUACUCUAGGUCAGAGACAGAGGCAGAGGCUUGGUACUUCUUGCCAAUUUUGAGAUUGAGCAACCACCAACCUUGCUGUUCUACAUCAUUAGAAAGUUGAUUGAUGAAUUCAGCAAAGGGGUUUUCUGAUUUCUCUCCGAGAGAUUACAUUUAGAAGAUCAGGGUCGGUCAGUACUACUACUUCUACGGCUGAGGUAGUCUCUAAUGUAAAUAUUGUAGCAUCUCAACUUAGUAGAUUUGGUUGUAGUAUUUUCUUUUUCUUUCUUCAAAAUUACUUUGUUCUUCUAGCUGUUCUACUACCACCUUGUUAUAUAAAUAACUUUUAGAAUAAAUGUUAAGAGGAAAUUAUGUAAACCAGAGGGAGAUGUGCCAGUUUUUAUUUA